Molecule: messenger RNA, 1667 nt
Organism: Coregonus clupeaformis (lake whitefish)
Lineage: Eukaryota; Metazoa; Chordata; Actinopteri; Salmoniformes; Salmonidae
Product: solute carrier family 2, facilitated glucose transporter member 9
Exons: 12
Coding region: 43-1518 (491 amino acids)
Biological process (GO): monosaccharide transmembrane transport
Cellular component (GO): membrane
Molecular function (GO): hexose transmembrane transporter activity
Source: RefSeq, a predicted model, not a curated record
GUAGACAUAACUGUGUUACAUGGAACGCUCAAGAUAUACAGAAUGGAGACUUUGCUGAGGCACCUGACCCGUGGUAAUGCUCUAGUCUUCAUAAUAAUUUUGGGUAUUGGCGGAUCUUUUCAAAAUGGGUUCCAUGUUACUGUCAUCAGUUCCCCUUCACCAUACAUCCGGAGCUUCAUCAAUAGCAGUUGGAUUGGGCGAUAUGAGGAAACCCCACCGGCACCGACAGUCAAACUCCUCUGGUCAGCUAUAGUGUCUAUGUACGCUGUGGGGGGUCUCUUGGGCUCUAUGAGUGUCAGGUGCAUUGCUGGGAGGUUUGGCAGAAAGAGAGCCAUGAUAUGGAACAAUGUGAUCAGCAUUGUUGCUGCAUUGAUCAUGUUCACCAGUAGGGGGGCAAACUCCUUUGAGAUGAUCCUGAUCGCUCGGUUUCUGUACGGAUUCACUGCAGGUUUAGGAGCGAAUAUCCAUGCAAUAUACCUGGGUGAGAGUUCACCCAAAAAGAUAAGGGGCAUGGUAACACUAACAUCUGCUACAUUCGUCUCCAUUGGUAAACUGUCAGGACAAUUUGUUGGACUAAGGGGGAUUCUUGGCCGAGAGGAUAGCUGGAACAUCCUACUGUGUGUUCCAACAUGUUUCUCUGUGGUACAGCUGCUAACACUGCCCUUCUUUCCUGAGGCCCCAAGAUACUCAUUGAUAGAAAAAGGCAAUGCAGAGGCAUGCAAAAAAGCUCUGCAGAGUCUGUGGGGCGGGGGUGAGUACAAGCUGGAGAUGACGGAGAUGGUGUUGGAGCAGGCUGCCAUAAAGGGCGAGGCCUCGAAGAGUCUCCUGGAGCUGCUGAGAGACAGGAGCGUACGAUGGCAGCUCAUCACCAUGGUGGUGGCGUACGGCUGUAUCCAGUUCUCUGGCAUCACCGCAAUCAGUGUGUUCUCCUUUGACAUCUUCAAGGAGGCAGGCAUCCCUCUGGAUAUGAUCCGCUACGUGACUCUGGGCGUUGGAGUGUCUGAGGUCCUCACCUCCAUCACCUGUGGCCUGCUGAUCGAGAGUGUGGGGAGGAGAGCGCUACUCUGGGGGGGCUUUGGGGCCAUGUCUGCCAUCAUGAUAUUAAUCACCAUCACUCUCAAUCUAAAGGAUUACAGCUUCUGGGUUCCAUACAGCACUGUUGGCUUGAUAUUCCUCUUUGUCAUUUUUUAUGGAGGAGGACCAGCUGGAGUGUUGCCGUCUCUCACACAUGAGAUCUUUAUCCAGUCGUGCCGGCCUGCAGCGUUUGUCUUCACUGGGAUCAUUCGCUGGCUUGGCUUUGCUGUGCUGGGACUAGUCUUCCCCUUUCUUAUCGAGCUGCUCAAAUCGGUCAGCUUUGUGAUGUUCGCCUGCAUGUGUCUGUUGGCAUCACUCUACAUCUUCUUCUACCUGCCGGAGACCAAGGGGAAAACCCUCCUGGAGAUCUCAGAGGAGUUUAAAAACAUCACACUGUGUGAAAAACCCCUCUCAGAUGACAAGAUCUUGGAGACAAGGUUAUGAAAACUGUUGAUAGCAAAUUAACUGAGAUUUAUCCUACUCUGUCUGAGUUGUUUAGUUUGUAUUAUAGUAUUGCCCAUCAUAUCUUCAUACAAUGUGCACUCACAGCCAUAUCAUAUUCAAUAUAAAAUAGUUUUAUGCAUCUGAAUGAC